GCCGCGCUCAGCCCGGAGCCGUCCCGGGAGGCGGCAGCAGCGCGCGCAGCCCCGAUCCCAGACCCAGACCCGAGUUCCACCGACUAUGGCCGCGUUGGCGCAGCUGCGCGACUGUCAGGCAUGGAGGGAUGCCGGGCUCCCACUCUCCACGCCAAGCAAUGAAGCCUGCAAGCUGUUUGACGCCACCCUGACCCAGUAUGUAAAAUGGACCAACGACAAGAAUCUUGGUGGCAUUGAGGGCUGUCUGUCAAAGCUCAGAGCAGCAGAUCCGACCUUUGCCAUGGGCCAGGUUAUCUCUAACGGCCUCGUGCUCAUCGGCACGGGAAGCUCCGUGAGGCUAGACAGAGAGCUGGACCUGGCCGUGAAGACAAUGGUGGAGACCUCACACACCCAGCUGCUGACACCGCGGGAACAGCUGCACGUGUCUGCGGUGGAGGCAUUUGCCAAGGGGAACUUCCCCAAAGCCUGUGAUCUAUGGGAACAGAUUCUCCGAGACCACCCAACAGACAUGUUGGCCCUGAAAUUUUCCCAUGAUGCCUAUUUUUACCUGGGCUAUCAGGAACAGAUGCGAGAUUCUGUUGCUCGAGUUUACCCCUUUUGGACACCUGACAUCCCACUUAGCAGCUAUGUGAAAGGCAUCUAUUCGUUUGGAUUAAUGGAAACCAACUUCUAUGAUCGGGCAGAAAAACUUGCUAAAGAGGCAUUAUCUGCGGAGCCCACGGAUGCGUGGUCGGUGCACACCAUUGCCCACAUCCAUGAGAUGAGAGCCGAGGUGCGGGCCGGGAUGGACUUCAUGCAGCACUCGGAAGCCCAUUGGAAGGACUCGGAUAUGCUUGCUUGUCAUAAUUAUUGGCACUGGGCUUUAUACUUGAUUGAAAAGGGUGAAUACGAGGCUGCACUGACCAUUUACGACCAGCAUAUCCUCCCCAGCCUGCGGUCCAGCGGUGCAAUGCUGGACGUGGUGGACAGCUGUUCAAUGCUCUAUCGCCUGCAGAUGGAAGGGGUAUCUGUGGGCCAGAGGUGGCAGGACAUUCUGCCUGUGACCCAGAGGCACAGCCGGGACCACAUCCUGCUGUUCAAUGAUGCACACUUCCUGAUGGCCUCCCUGGGCGCCCGGGACCCCCAGACCACACAGGAGCUGCUGACCACCCUGCAGGAUGCCAGCGAAUCUCCAGGAGAAAACUGCCAGCACCUGCUGGCCCGAGAUGUGGGACUGCCUCUGUGCCAGGCCCUGGUGGCAGCCGAGGAUGGGAACCCUGACCGCGUCUUGGAACUGCUCCUACCCAUUCGCUACCGCAUCGUCCAGAUAGGGGGCAGCAAUGCCCAGAGAGACGUCUUCAAUCAGUUACUGAUUCACGCAGCCUUGAACUGCACCUCCAGAGUGCAUAAGAACGUGGCGCGGAGCCUGCUGAUGGAGCGCGAUGCCCUGAAGCCCAACUCACCUCUGACCGAGAGGCUCCUCCGCAAGGCCGCCAGCGUCCACCUCCUGGAGUGAGCCAGGCCUGGCCCAUGGCCUGCAGAAGCUCAGUGGUGGCCUCCUAGCUUUAGUUGGGCUCCCCUGGGGUUAGGAUUAGGAAACAGCUGGUUGUUAGAGGGCAAGAUUCGGCCUUAGCAAAAGCCCCCUGAGCCAGCGGUUCUUUAGAAAGAGAACACAAAUCAAAGUGUGAUUCGGCAUUUUCUUGGGAAGGGUGAGGGUGCAAUUUUCAUGGUGCUGCUGUCUCUAGUCGCCUUGUAGGUCAGACUUGCCCAUGGGCACACUGAACACCAGCUCCCGGUGUUCAUGGGUUGGAAGGUGGGGUUGGAAGGUGGGGCUGGCCAGCUGAGGCAGCCCUGCCCACACCUAGCUGCCCUUGAAGGAAAUUCUUUCAUGUCCUUGUAUUCUAGACAAGUCCUCCUGUCCCAUUUUUCAGGGGAGGGUGUGAUGAGUGGGGGAGUGUGCCCCCCAGGGUCAUAGCCAGUGAAGCCACCUGACCUCCCUGGGAGGGUCUUCACCUCGAUGUCUUUGGCCUCAGCCCCCAGUGCUGCCCCAACUGCCCUCCUCCUAGAUCACAAGCACACAGAGCCACUCCUGCUUCGUCUCUGGAGGGACGUUCUUGAGCCACCCUCCCUGGGGGCUUUGGUGGUGUCCAUCUGGGCUCAUUUCUUUCUGAACUGUACCUGGGAAUGAGGCCUUGAGUGCACUCUGAUUCUAUCCCCUGGGUGCACAUGCAUUACUGGGGUGUGAAUUAUGCUCCGGGGUGCUCUGUUGUGCAAAAACCAAAGCACUGGUGUGUGGCUGGAACAGGAUUGGAGCUGUCCUGUGAAUGCUGCCUGUCUCCUGCUUCCCCCUGGCAGCUGUGCUGCUGGCAGCCUUGAUACGGGGAGGUUCAAGUGCAAAGAUGUUUUUCAAGUCCCUUCAGUUCCCACUAAAGUUCACUGGGGACUCACUGGAGCAGGAAGUGGGCAGGUCUCCUGAAGGGGAGAGGAGGCCUUCAGACCCACUAUGCCCCUGCAGUUUGCUCAAGCCUGGGCAAAUUCCCAGGAUUAAAAUGAGUUAAUUGUUUUUUUUUUUUUUUUCCCUAAUUCUUAUGGGCACCUUUGAAUGUUCCAAUACUUGGGCUGGAUUCUGCAAAAACUAGCUUCUCCUUGAACUUGGGUGGGUGGGAAGCAACUCAAGAAAAUAGUUAAUAACAUAUUGAUCUCAAGAGAGGUGCUGUGUCUUGCCAGACCUGGUGGGGCAUGCCUGUAAUCCCAGUGACCCAGGAGGCCAAAGCAGGAGGAUGACAAGUUCCAGGCCAGCCUCAGCAAUUUAUAGAGAUCCUGACUCAAAAUAAAAAAUAAAUGACCAGAGAUGUAGCUCAAUGGUAGAAUGCCCUUGGGUUCAAUCUCCAGUAUCAGGGAAAAAAAGAGACAUACUGGGAGGAUGGCCUUAGGCCUGAGCCUAAGCAACUCCAGUUUGAAACCUGCCGUCUUGGCUGGCACAGCUAACAUAGCCCUCCAGUGUGGCCCUCAGACAUAAACAAGUCACUUCCCCUCACCCUGAUAGAGUGAAGCCUCUGGCAGGCUAUCCUCACUUAUUAGGUGAGAAGAUCAGGGUAAAGACCACCAGGCCAGAUGUUUCUGACCCCAGGAUAAAUGGCGUCAAGGAGAUAUCCGGUGGUAGCUGAUGAGGAUUGAAAGGGGGGUCAAAAGCCCCAAAAUUUAUUAUAAAUAAUAGAGCUAAUGAACAGGGAUUCAGCCAGCCAAAACAAGGAUGUACUAGAGGGCCUAAUGAGGACCUGGACUGACAUCCCGUCAUUUGUCAUUAUUUUCCUGAUCCUCUGCAUGAUCCUCACCGCUCUCAAACUCUACGGCCUCAUCUGGACCUUGGUAAGAGCCAAACUUCUCCCUAUGACCUUCUCAACUGGUGGUCCACUCCACACUAGGAGAAGCCUGCCUUGGUUCCAGACCUGAUCACCGAGGUUUGAGUGAGUGUGCAUCUGCUGGACAUCAAGCCUAAGACUUGAGACUUCUGAACUUAGCACGCAGAGGGAAUGUCUGUCAUUAACCUGUCAUGAUUAAGUGUGUUUUGCUGUGCUUAGAAUUAAUCUCAGAUCGUUUUCUGUGAAUUGAUUAUGUCUACUGCAAUGCCUAGCAGUAAGGAUUGCCGUUUUCUUGAUUAAGAACCUAUAGAGUGAAAUUGUAUUGAGUGAUUUGAGUGAAUAAAGCAUUGAAAAGGGCAGAA
Molecule: messenger RNA, 3703 nt
Organism: Marmota monax (woodchuck)
Lineage: Eukaryota; Metazoa; Chordata; Mammalia; Rodentia; Sciuridae
Gene: Ttc38
Product: tetratricopeptide repeat domain 38
Exons: 14
Coding region: 86-1495 (469 amino acids)
Molecular function (GO): protein binding
Source: RefSeq, a predicted model, not a curated record